Molecule: messenger RNA, 495 nt
Organism: Macrosteles quadrilineatus (aster leafhopper)
Lineage: Eukaryota; Metazoa; Arthropoda; Insecta; Hemiptera; Cicadellidae
Product: shematrin-like protein 2
Exons: 1
Coding region: 1-495 (164 amino acids)
Source: RefSeq, a predicted model, not a curated record
AUGGUGGAGGGAGGUGGCAUCAUGGUGGAAGGAGGUGGCAUCAUGGUGGAAGGAGGUGGCAUCAUGGUGGAAGGAGGUGGCAUGAUGGUGGAAGGAGGUGGCAUGAUGGUGGAAGGAGGUGGCAUCAUGGUGGAAGGAGGUGGCAUGAUGGUGGAAGGAGGUGGCAUCAUGGUGGAAGGAGGUGGCAUGAUGGUGGAAGGAGGUGGCAUCAUGGUGGAAGGAGGUGGCAUCAUGGUGGAAGGAGGUGGCAUCAUGGUGGAAGGAGGUGGCAUGAUGGUGGAAGGAGGUGGCAUGAUGGUGGAAGGAGGUGGCAUCAUGGUGGAAGGAGGUGGCAUGAUGGUGGAAGGAGGUGGCAUCAUGGUGGAAGGAGGUGGCAUGAUGGUGGAAGGAGGUGGCAUCAUGGUGGAAGGAGGUGGCAUCAUGGUGGAAGGAGGUGGCAUGAUGGUGGAAGGAGGUGGCAUCAUGGUGGAAGGAGGUGGCAUGUUGAAUGGGUGA